Molecule: messenger RNA, 1062 nt
Organism: Tachyglossus aculeatus (Australian echidna)
Lineage: Eukaryota; Metazoa; Chordata; Mammalia; Monotremata; Tachyglossidae
Gene: EXOSC6
Product: exosome component 6
Exons: 1
Coding region: 1-825 (274 amino acids)
Biological process (GO): U4 snRNA 3'-end processing; poly(A)-dependent snoRNA 3'-end processing; rRNA catabolic process
Cellular component (GO): cytoplasmic exosome (RNase complex); nuclear exosome (RNase complex); nucleolus
Source: RefSeq, a predicted model, not a curated record
AUGCCGGGGGACCCGCGCAGGAUCCGCGGGCCCGCCGAGUCCCAGCCGCCGUGGCCGUUCGCCUCGCCGGCGGAGGGGGAGGACGAGGGGGAGGAGGAGGAGGCGCGGGAGGCGUCGCGGCUGCGGCCGGUGUUCGCGCGCGCGGGGCUGCUGAGCCAGGCCAAGGGGUCGGCCUACCUGGAGGCGGGCGGCACCAAGGUGCUGUGCGCCGUGUCGGGGCCGCGGCCGGCCGAGGCGGGGGGCGGCGGCGGCGGCGGGGGGGAGGGCCGGCUGCACUGCGACUUCCGGCGGGCGCCAUUUUGCGGGGCCCGGCGGCCCGCGGCGGGGGCGGGGGCGGCGGGGGGCCCGUCGGCUGAGGAGAAGGAGCUGUCGUCGUGGCUGCAGGAGGCGCUGGAGCCGGCCGUGCGGCUGUCCCGCUACCCCCGCGCCCGCCUGGACCUGUGGGCCCUGCUGCUGGAGGACGGCGGGUCGGCCCUGGCGGCCGCCCUGACCGCCGCGGCCCUGGCCCUGGCCGACGCCGGCGUGGAGAUGUACGACCUGGUGGUGGGCUGCGGGCUGAGCCGCCCGCCCGGCCCGGGGCCCUGGCUGCUGGACCCCGGCCGCCGGGAGGAGGAGCGCGCCCAGGCCCGCCUCACCGUCGCCCUCAUGCCCGUCCUCAACCAGGUGUCCGGCCUGCUGGGCCAGGGCCGGCCCCAGCCCGCCCACGCCUGGCCCGGGGCCCUCGGCCUCGCCGUGGACGCCUGCCAGCGCCUCUACCCCCUGCUCAGGCGCUGCCUCCUCAGGGGCGGCACCGACCCCCCGACCCCCGGGGGCCGGACCCUCUGAAGGGAAAAACAGACACCCAACCCCUUCUGCCCCGGGUGGAAAGACUAAAAGACACCCCCCCUUAACCCGUCUGGGACCGCGAAAGACUAAGGAUCUACGGGCGGCCCCGUUUCGGAAAGCAGACCGACCCGUCUUGUACUAGGAAAGACUUCAGAUUUAAGGGGAAGCCCGUUUUGGAAAAAAAAAAAAACCCGACCCGUUUUGUAGUACGAAAGACUUGGGAUCUACGGGCGGCCC